This is a messenger RNA of Nyctereutes procyonoides (raccoon dog), 7889 nucleotides long. It is a transcript of the gene TRPV1, whose product is annotated as transient receptor potential cation channel subfamily V member 1. The coding region runs from base 4895 to 7162 and encodes 755 amino acids. Gene Ontology annotation, molecular function: protein binding; calcium channel activity. NCBI's taxonomy places the organism in Eukaryota, Metazoa, Chordata, Mammalia, Carnivora, Canidae. Gene Ontology annotation, biological process: calcium ion import across plasma membrane. Gene Ontology annotation, cellular component: membrane. The record is from RefSeq and is a predicted model, not a curated record. The transcript is spliced from 13 exons.
GGCAGAGGGGAAGCAGGCUCCAUGUGGGGAGCCUGAUGUGAGACUCAAUCCCCUGAUUGGAGAUCAUGCCGUGAGCCCAAGGCAGAUGCUCAACUGCUGAGCCACCCAGGAGUCCCUGCACUUUACUCUCUUGAGUCAGGGCUCAACCUUGUGAGAUACUCUAAGUAGGGCUACGAUGGGCUUUUCUGGCAUGUGGCUGCUCAUUUCAGGGUGUGUGGGGCCUGCGGCUUAUUGGAGUCCUAUAGGGUUCUUAUAGGCAGCUGCCAGAAUGGGUUCUGCAGGACAUUUUGGGCUGCAGAUCGUAUGCAUGCUCAGAAGGACUUUGAAGCUUUUCUCAGCCAUGUUCUGGGAGGGUAUUAAGCCUUACUGUAUUAACUUUUCUCCUGUGCAUUUAGGAUCAUACUAAGUGAAAUGAGGAAAUAGACACAGAAAAUAAUCCAUGAGGUUCCAUGAAGAAUCCCAGUUGAGCAAGCCUGGGACCUCCCACUCCAAUUUCUACAUCAGGGCUCCACAGGGAAUGAGAAGCCUGAGAGGCAAGGACUCAUCCAAGCUUCCACAGAGUUGGUGGCAAAGCCAGCAUUCAAAACCAGGUCCUUAAAUGCCAGGCCAGGACUGGGUGAUAUGACCAUUUCCAUUCCUUCUACAUUUUCAAACUGGAGCAGUGAAUUUGUUGAGUUUUUACCCCCAGACCACCCUGUCUGUAGGAGUGGUGGGCUUGGGAGGGCUGAACCAUGCCCUCCUUUUCUGUGAGAGCUGAGCUCACAGCUCUGGCUGGUUCAGGGCUGUGUGUGGCUAAGUGCACCACAGCCCUGGCAUGGCUGGAGGCGGGGCAGCCGCUAAGUGGUUUCUGAAAAAGGGCAAAAAUGAUGGGAAAAGCUCUGGGAUCCUCUGGGAAUCAGAGCCACGGCAACAGCAGCUGCUGCCAUUGCUGGAAGCAUUUUCCUUGAGUGCCAGAGCAUACCCACGGUUCAUCCCUGCCAGUGCAGAACAACUGCUACCUGGGGAGGGGCCAAGGACCCUCACAGAGGCAGGGGAGGCAACUCUUCUCCCCACACGAAUCCAACUCUCCCUUCAAAUAACAACGGCCUUGGAGCUUGCUGGUACCUGCCGUGUCUGGAGUGUGCCUGAGUCUAGCUGGUGAGUCCUUUUUAUUGUUUGAUGGCUAAUGUAGAUGUUAGCUUUUAGAGCGGCAUAGUGAGCUGUCAGAAGCUGAGCCUUGCCUCUGUCCAGCUGUGUGACUAUGCCCAGUUCAACUAGCCUCUCAGCACCUCAUUUACCCCCUCUGAACACAGGAUAAUAACAGUGGCUGCCUCAAAUGUGGUGGUGACAUUUAAGUGAAGCUACGGCUUAGGUGCACUUAGUGUGGCUAAUCGUAAACACUUGGCAAGUGAUAGUGGAGGUUGCUAUUGUCAAUGUGUAUUAUUUGCACCAGAGUCAUCCUGGACAUCCAUCCUGGAGUGAAGAGGCCAUGGCUCCUGCCGAGGCCAGUGGUUUGUGGCUGGAGGUUUCACUGGAUUGCCCUCUCUGGACUGAAGGCUCCACUUAUUCUAUGUUUUGGGUAGAGUUCCUCUGGAUCUUCAUCCAUAGUUUGGGUAUUCCCAGAUCUCCAUAUCUCUUUAGGAAAUACUCAUGUAGGCCAACAGGGCAAAGAUGAUCUGGGUUGGGUCCUGGACCAGCUCCCAAGAGCCUGCAGGGAGGCUAGAGGCAGACAGAUGCUUUGAGCAGAGAGGGAGCAGGAGAGCCACACCCAGGAUGUCUCAUCUGGAUUGGGGAGAAAAUAAAGGCUUCUCCUGGAUGGUGGGCAUUGUCCUCCCUGGCUCUGGAGUUGAGAAAAACCCAGAGGCUAAACCAAGUCUUUGCUAAGCAGGGUCACUUUUUCAGGUCUGUCCUUUAGUCCAGAUUGCUAUUUGUGAAUGUUACAUAAACCAGAACCACCAUCUCCAUCAGACACUCCAAGUCAUGGUUGGAAAUUCCCCCAUCAUUGUAGAACAUUCCACUGUGACAGGUACAUUGCCAUGGAGCUCAUGUGCUGGACAGACUACCCUGUCCCUGUCUACCCCACAGCCCAGAGCAAAUGGCUUCUUGGUCCCUGUCCUUCCCUCUGCUCCUGAAGAAGCUUGGUUUCCAGUAGGGAAUUAGGUGCGAGGCAUGCAGCACAGAUUUGGGGUUUCUUGACCUACUGAAUGAUGACACUGUGUGGCCUGCUUCAUGUUUCUUGGGUUUGGUUAGAUUCAGACCAGAGGAAGAGGCAAAAAGGAAUACCAUGGAAAGGUUUUGUGGAGGCUCCUGCUAAUGGGUACUCUUUUUGGGAUGUUAAGAGCUGUGAGUCAGGCAGCAGGUUUAUUCUUCAUUUUGUGGCCAGUCCCAUCCAAGGGGUCAGCCCUGGGAGAGCCAGGCCUGGCAUAUGGCCAAAUCUUACUUAUACUUCAUUUUGGGCUUUGAGCUUUUAGGGAUGCUUGUUUGAGCAGGAAGGUGCUACAGGCUGGGGCUUCUGAUUGAAAGGGCACCAUCCCUGCCUGCCUGGCCCAGGGCUGGGGGACCCUGGUCUGAUCUGCCCCCACCCCACCCUGAGGUGAGACCUAGGGCUGAGUUUAAUGGCUGAGAAGAGCCUGAGCCUUCAGAGAGGUGGUGGAGUGCUGGAGAUGCUCUGGGGUCAGGCUACUGCGUGUUCAAUCCAGGUCCCCACUCUGCCUGUGUGGCCUCGUGUAACCACUGUGUCUGAGUUUCCUCAUCUGUCAAAUAUUUACGUCUUAGAGAUAUGAAAAUGAAGUGAGUGCAUGGGAAGUGCUAGAACACCAUCUUGGCACAGCACAGGCUCAAGCAUGUCAAUUAUUUUCAUUCUUACUCACCUCCUGUGCCUUUUAAAGGGGACAGACUCCCCUUAGUAUGAACAAUCCUGACCAGAGAGUUAUUUUCUGAAAGUAUAGAUGACUGCUGGUGUUCAUUCAUCUGAAGCUUCUCAUGGCUUCCUGCCAUCUACACAAUAACAUCCACAUCCUGUUCCUUGACAUUCAAGGACAGUAGCCAUUUGGUUCCAACCCGACUGCCUGCCUCCCAGUCCACUGGCUUGCUCUCCAUCAGGUAUUCUGGGAUCCCCAUCCUCUUCCUUCAGUCCCAGACCAACCCUGGAUCUCCUUCCAGGCCCAGAUCCUCUGUCACUUCCUCCAGAAUCCUUCUUCAGGACCCUGGCCCCCCUCCUGUGAUAUCCCUGCCUCAGCCAGCACCUGGUUUCUGUCUUAGAUGGGGCCUGAAUGCUCUCUGUACCCCCAGCACAGGCCUGGAUACCCAGUAGGAUUCAGCAGAUGGGUAUUGAGUGAUGGGAUGAACAAAUGGGUGAGUGGUUGGAAAUGGGAUUCUCUGUGGCUGGGAACACUUCUUGCUGCAGAGUUUCCAUCUGAUGGAUGACCCAGAGAAAUACUCAGGCCCUCCUCAAAGUGGAACAACAGGCAGGAGGGAAAAUGGGUCUAUCUUAUUUACAGGAUGUGGAGUGGUGAUGCUGCUUCAUUUUCUUCCCCCAAGGAUCUGGGCAUCAGAUCAUAGCUGAUUUAUUGUUAAGGCCCAGCCAUGUGUUCUGAGUGUUCACUGCCUGAAUAUACACUUGAAAAUGCUGGUCUUGGGGCACCUCCCAUUCCUUCAGUGGCAUUUUCUGGAAUCCAGCCACUGCUGGAACAUGAAUCUCACUUACUUCCUAUGCAAAUGGGAAUAAAAAAAGGUCUAUAUGUGAUCUCUUUCCUGUCCCCCACAGUGACCAGCACAACUUUUUUUUUUUUCAUCAAGAGGGGGAUCAAGAAAGCUCCCUGCUCAGGAGGUCACUGGGUAUGGAUACGUCAGUGCUGGAUAGAAAUUGCUAGACUGCAUAAUGGACGGUGCAAAGAGGACUCUGAAGGAUGAUGGACAAUCAACUCAGGCCACUCAGGAGGGGUUGGGAACAUGGGCAGUGCAGAGCUUGGAGGUUUGUUGGGCCCCAAGAGGAGGUACUGCAGGAGCAAAGGCCUCUGAGAUGUGGGACAGCCUUGGGUACUAGAGAGAGGGGAUGCCCCACUGGAUGGAGGGAAGAGUGGGAGAGGAAGUUAGGAAGGGAGUGGGAAACAGUAUCAAAACUAGUUCAUGGCCGUAUGUGCUGGCAUGAGCUGCCACCCGAACUCCACAUGUUCAGACCUAGAAGGCCUGAACCAGCCCUGAAUCACUUAAAGUUUAAAAGUUCAAGGAGGCUUGAAAUAUGCUAAUUUCACAAAAAUGACUAAAAGUACAAAAAAAUCUCCUACAGACUCAGCAGUUAUAGCCACCAGGUUGAACAGCACAGGCAGCUGAGCACAUGGCUGGUGACGGGACACAGGGCACAGGUGGCCAUUGCAGAGGAGUGGGAGUGUGCCAGUCUCUGCUGCCUCCUUGUUUGUAGAUACACAGCCUGCCUUGCUCUUUAGGGUUGAGCCAUUCUCAUCACAGACUUCUCCCCGGAGUGCACAGUCAGUGACAGCUCUUCCAUUGCCCCCCUUACUCUGAUCUUGGAGGGAGGCAGAGCCGUGGAUAUCAUCCUACUUUGCAGAUGAGGCACCUGAAACCCAGAGAGGAGAGAGUACAUUCAAGUCCUUCAGAGCCUGAUGGCUUCAGGUUGGGGGACCCAUCACUCCUGAUCCCAAUGCCUGUGGGGCUGCUAGGCCGGCUCACCCCUGGGGCUCUGAGCUAGAAAGUACAGCACCUCUGGAAGCUUCAUUUCUGGGGGGGUUAGUGCCAAUAGCUGUUUGACCUCUGGGGCUGCUUCACAGGGGCUUCUCCUUGCAAAAGCAAUGAGGGCAAAUGAGGACUAGAGUCAUGUAGUCCUCAAGCUGGGAACAAACCUGAUCUUGGUGGCUGCCUGCAGGCUGCCUCUUUGGCCACAAAGGAUCUGGCAAGGAUGAAGAAUUGGGGAAGCUCCGAUUCAGGGGGGUCUGAGGACCUGCCCCAAGAGGACUCCUGCUUAGACCCCCUGGAUGGAGACCCUAAUUCCAGGCCAGUUCCAGCCAAGCCCCACAUCUUCCCUACGGCUAAGAGCCGCAGCCGACUUUUUGGAAAGUGUGACUCAGAGGAGGCUUCUAUGGAUUGCUCUUAUGAAGAAGGCCAGCUAGCCUCUUGCCCAGCCAUCACAGUCAGUCCUGUUGUCAUGAUCCCGAAACAUGAGGACGGCCCCACCUGUGCCAGGCAGCCGUCCCAGGACUCUGUGACUGGUGGAUCUGAGAAGAGCCUCAAGCUCUAUGAUCGCAGGAAGAUAUUUGAGGCUGUCGCUCAGAAUAACUGUGAGGAGCUGCAGAGCCUGCUGCUCUUCCUGCAGAAGAGCAAGAAGCACCUCAUGGACAGCGAGUUCAAAGACCCAGAGACAGGGAAGACCUGUCUGCUGAAAGCCAUGCUCAACCUGCAUGAUGGGCAGAAUGACACCAUCCCCCUGCUCCUGGAGAUUGCCCGUCAGACGGACAGCCUAAAGGAGUUGGUCAACGCCAGCUACACAGACAGCUACUACAAGGGCCAGACAGCCCUGCAUAUUGCCAUUGAGAGGCGGAACAUGGCGCUCGUGACCCUCCUGGUGGAGAACGGGGCAGACGUCCAGGCUGCAGCCAAUGGGGACUUCUUUAAGAAAACCAAAGGGCGGCCUGGCUUCUACUUUGGUGAGCUGCCCCUGUCCUUGGCUGCAUGUACCAACCAGCUGGGCAUUGUGAAGUUCCUGCUGCAGAACUCUUGGCAACCUGCAGACAUCAGCGCCAGGGACUCCGUGGGUAACACCGUGCUGCACGCACUGGUAGAGGUGGCCGACAACACAGCUGACAAUACCAAGUUUGUGACGAGCAUGUACAAUGAGAUUCUCAUCCUGGGCGCCAAGCUCCACCCUACACUGAAGCUGGAGGGGCUCACCAACAAGAAGGGGCUGACGCCACUGGCUCUGGCAGCCAGGAGUGGGAAAAUCGGGGUCUUGGCCUAUAUUCUCCAGAGAGAGAUCCAAGAGCCUGAGUGCAGGCAUCUGUCCAGGAAGUUCACUGAAUGGGCGUACGGGCCCGUGCACUCGUCACUCUAUGACCUGUCCUGCAUUGACACUUGUGAGAAGAACUCAGUGCUGGAGGUGAUUGCCUACAGCAGCAGUGAGACCCCGAUUCAAUAUUUCCUGCAGAGGCGGCCAUCGCUGAAGACCUUGUUUGUGGACAGCUACAGUGAGAUGCUUUUUUUUGUGCAGUCACUGUUCAUGCUGGGGACCGUGGUGCUGUACUUCUGCCACCACAAGGAGUACGUGGCCUCUAUGGUGUUCUCCCUGGCCAUGGGCUGGACCAACAUGCUCUACUACACCCGCGGCUUCCAGCAGAUGGGCAUCUAUGCUGUUAUGAUUGAGAAGAUGAUCCUGAGAGACUUGUGUCGCUUCAUGUUUGUCUACCUUGUUUUCUUGUUCGGGUUUUCCACAGCGGUGGUGACACUGAUUGAGGAUGGGAAGAAUAACUCUGUGCCGACUGAGUCCACAUUGCAUAGGUGGCGAGGGCCUGGCUGCCGGCCACCUGACAGCUCCUACAAUAGCCUGUACUCCACGUGUCUGGAGCUCUUCAAGUUUACCAUCGGUAUGGGCGACCUGGAGUUCACCGAGAACUAUGACUUCAAGGCUGUCUUCAUCAUCUUAUUGCUGGCCUACGUGAUUCUCACCUAUAUCCUUCUACUCAACAUGCUCAUUGCCCUCAUGGGUGAGACUGUCAACAAGAUCGCACAGGAGAGCAAGAACAUAUGGAAGCUACAGAGAGCUAUCACCAUCCUGGACACGGAGAAGAGCUUCCUUAAGUGUAUGAGGAAGGCCUUCCGCUCAGGCAAGCUGUUGCAGGUGGGGUAUACACCUGACGGCAAGGAUGACUACAGGUGGUGUUUCAGGGUGGAUGAGGUCAACUGGACCACUUGGAACACCAAUGUAGGUAUCAUCAAUGAAGACCCCGGGAACUGUGAGGGCAUCAAGCGCACCCUGAGCUUCUCCCUGCGGUCAGGCAGAGUUUCAGGAAGAAACUGGAAGAACUUUUCCCUGGUUCCCCUUUUAAGAGAUGCAAGUACAAGGGAAAGGCACCCUGCCCAACCGGAGGAAGUUCAUCUGAGGCACUUUGCAGGGUCCCUCAAACCAGAAGAUGCUGAGAUCUUCAAGGAUCCUGUUGGUUUAGGGGAGAAGUGAGGGACCUGUCUAGGGUUCUCUUAACAUUGUUGGGCCUCAGAAUAUCCCACUGCUGCCGAGGGGCUGUGUAGGGAACAAUAGGGCACUCUCAGCAGCCUGGCCUGGUCUGUGCCUGCCUAGGCACUUUCCUUGCCUGAUCUGGACAAGCUAUGUGAAGCAUUGGUGAUGCAUGGGAAGAGAUAGUCUUCAUACCCCCCACUGUCUGCAAGUGAGUCUCCCACCAGGAAAGGAUUUUGCUCUCAUCUUUUUACUGACUUUGUUAAGUAUCAUGAAUGAUGAACCUUUGUGUGGACAUAUGUGAUACCCCUGCUUUAUUUUACUGAGUAAAAGCAAAUGAGGCCCAGGAAAACACUUCUUAGAACAAAGCAUGUCCUUUGAUGUAAAAUGUUGAAGCUGUUCUCUGUAUUGUGUUUAAUUACCUCCCCUGAACAGAGUGGUCUGGGGGUGAUGUCAUUUAUUUGUCAGAGAAGGUGGGGGAGGCUGGCCCUAUUCCUGCUCUGCCAGAAUCAGGUUUUUCCAGAGUGACUUCUUCCUUCUGUGUGAUACUUCACAGUUCCAAAAACAUUAACUCUAUUGCUGUUCAGAUAAAAGUACAGAACCAUGUCUCAAAAGCAUGUGGCAAGAAUUUUUUAAUGAUCUUCCAUUUGUAGUGACCAUAGUCCCACUCCCCUGUAGUGGUACAUACUUCUACCUCCAUCCCACCUGUCAUCCAUCAAAUAAAUGAGUA